AUGACCGAGAAAAAGAAAGAUAAAGUGCUUCAUUCUCUGAUAGCUGGUUUAGUUGCCGGUGGAGUAGAAGCAACGAUUACAUAUCCAACAGAAUAUGUAAAGACUCAAUUACAAUUAGAUGGAACAAGCGGAACUAAGAGAUUUAAAGGUCCAAUUGAUUGUGCAGUAAAGACGGUACAAGAAAAAGGAAUCCCUGGUUUAUAUAAAGGAUUAUCUGCGUUAGUUAUAGGAACAGCAGCAAAAGCGGGGGUCCGUUUUUUAACUUAUGAUCAACUCAAAGUACUGUUACAAGAUGAAAACGGCAAUGUUUCUGGACCUAGAUCAAUGCUUGCUGGGCUUGGUGCCGGAAUGGUUGAAGCUAUCACUGUAGUAACUCCCACCGAAACGAUAAAAACGAAAAUAAUUCACGAUCAAACUCGAGCAAAACCUCAAUAUAAUGGACUUGUACAUGGCGUAACCAAGAUUAUAGCAAAUGAAGGUUUAGGAGGAAUUUAUCGCGGAUUAUUUCCUGUUAUGAUGCGUCAAGGGGCAAAUCAAGCAGUGCGUUUUUCAACUUAUUCUACACUUAAACAAGAAUUUCAAAAAUAUUCAGGACCACCAGGACAACCUUUACCUGCUCUAGUGACAUUUGGCAUAGGUGCAAUAGCUGGCACAGUAACCGUUUAUGCUACUAUGCCAUUAGAUGUAAUAAAAACCAAGAUGCAAGGUUUAAAAGCAAAAGAAUUAUACCGAAAUAGUUUUCAUUGUGGUUGGAAAAUUUUAAAAGAAGAAGGUUUAUUAGCUUUUUGGAAAGGAGCAACUCCUAGAUUAAGCAGAUUAUUGUUUUCAGGAGGUAUUAUCUUUACAGUCUAUGAACAAGUGAUGACAGGUUUAAGAAAAAUAGAAGAAUUGAAGUAUUAG
Rhizophagus irregularis DAOM 181602=DAOM 197198 is the source of this 900-nucleotide messenger RNA. RefSeq lists its product as uncharacterized. Gene Ontology annotation, cellular component: mitochondrion. The record is from RefSeq and is a predicted model, not a curated record. Gene Ontology annotation, biological process: mitochondrial citrate transmembrane transport. Gene Ontology annotation, molecular function: citrate secondary active transmembrane transporter activity. NCBI's taxonomy places the organism in Eukaryota, Fungi, Glomeromycota, Glomeromycetes, Glomerales, Glomeraceae.